Molecule: messenger RNA, 1998 nt
Organism: Brassica oleracea var. oleracea
Lineage: Eukaryota; Viridiplantae; Streptophyta; Magnoliopsida; Brassicales; Brassicaceae
Exons: 6
Coding region: 1-1998 (665 amino acids)
Molecular function (GO): zinc ion binding
Source: RefSeq, a predicted model, not a curated record
AUGAAUCCUCCAAGUGAAGAUGAGAAUGGUAUUGCUGGCAUUGAGGAAGAAAACAAUAGAGAUUUGGGUCUUUAUUUUGGUGAUGAAGCAAGAAAUGAUGACUGUGAGGUUGAUGAAGACGAAGGGGAUGAUGAUGCAUGGGAUGAUGAUAAAAUUCCUGAUCCUGUAAACCCUCAAAACCAGAUACAACAUCAAAGGAAACAGAAGUUGAUGGUAAAGACAUACGUCAAUGACCAUAAGUGUGAUAAGACAGGGCAUUCCAAGAUACUUAAGAGGUCAACAAUUGCAAGUCUAUUUUCUGAGAGGUUAAGGCUGAAUCCUAAGCUCACAGCAAAGGAGAUACAGGCUGAGAUCUUGAGGGAGUAUCAGAUGGAAGCCAAAGAAACCUCAUGCAUUAAGGCCAAGACGAAGUUGAUGAAAGAAAGGAGGAAGACCCAUGAGGAGCAUUUUGAUAAAAUCUGGGAUUACCAAGAAGAGAUCUUGAGGAGCAAUCCUGGAUCAACCAUGGACAUCGAGACCAUUCCAGGAGCCACAGUUGGAAGCCAGCAGAGGUUCUACAGGCUCUACAUGUGUUUCCAAGCACAAAAGGAAGCAUGGAAGAAGACUUGUAGGCUAGUUAUUGGCUUAGAUGGAGCUUUUUUGAAAUGGGACAUCAAGGGGCAGUUGUUGGCUGCGGUUGGAAGAGAUGGAGACAAUAGGAUUGUCCCUAUUGCUUGGGCUGUAGUGGAGAUAGAGAAUGAUACAAACUGGGAUUGGUUUGUGAAGCAUUUGGCCUUGGAUUUGGGAUUGGAAGAUGGGAAAGCCUUUGUUAUAAUGUCUGACAAACAAAAGGCAGUUCAUACCCUCCUUCCAGAAGCUGAGCAUAUGCAGUGUUGUCGCCAUAUAUACGAGAACUGGAGGAAAGGUGGAAAAGAUCUAAGGUUACAAAAGUUCUUCUGGUUCAUUGCAAGGAGCUACACUCCUGGUUUGUUCAAGUACAACAUGGAGGAGCUUAAGUCCUAUGAUUCAGGUGCACAUGCAUCUCUGAUAAAGACAAAGCCAGAGACUUGGUCUAGAGCUUUCUUCAAGAUAGGCUCCUACUGCAACGAUAAUCUGAACAACUUGUGUGAGUCCUUCAACAAGACCAUCAGGGAGGCUAGGAAGAAGCCUCUGCUAGACAUAUUAGAGGAGAUAAGGCGCCAAAGUAUGACUAGGAACUACAACAGGUCUAAGAUGGCUGACGAUAGGAAGACCAGAUUCACCGAGAAGACACAUAAAGAGUUAGAUAGGGUUGAGAAGAAAUCCAAAGAGUGUAGACUGCCUUGGGCAAUUGGGCCAGAGACUGAGGUGGAGUAUAAAGGCCACUCAUUUGUUGUGAGUUUGGAGAAGGAGACUUGUGCAUGUCGAAGCUGGCAAAUCAAUGGUAUUCCAUGCGUCCAUGCUGCUAAGGUCAUCCUUGAGUGGCCUCAGACCAAUAGAUUAGGUGUGAUUCCACCACCUAAUCGAAACGGCAAUCCUGGUAGGCCUAAAAACCAUGAUAGAAAGAAGGGAACCAAUGAGACAGUGUCUACUACCAAGCUGAGCCGUGUGAACAGAGUUAUGACAUGCUCUAAUUGCAAAGAAGAAGGCCACUACAAGAAUACAUGCCAGAGUGCUUCUGUUCAGAGUCCACCUAAGAAACCAAGAGGCAGACCAAGAAAAAAUCAGAGUCACAAGGCUCCCAACAUCCAUUCUCAUCCUCAUUUCCUCAAUCCUCACAAGCUCAAUCCUCACAAGCUCACUCCUCACAAGCUCAAGCAUCACCGUGGGAAGUUCUCCAAUCUUCACAUGGUCAAUCCUCACAAGCUCAAGCGUGGGGAAGAUGGUUCUCUUAGAUCAGUUUUAAAUGCUUUUGGAACAAGAACUACUCUUUUGUUUUGUUGUGUGUUGGUGUGUUAUCUGCUCUUUUGUGUGUUGAUGAUGGUGUGUUAUCUUUUCUUCUGGUGGAACUACUCUCUGUUUAGUCUCUUGUGGAACUAG